GUUCUUUCUGUAAUGUUUUAUGGUCGGCCAGGGCAAGACGGCCGCCCAAACCAAGGGAAUAGUUAUGGUUGCCCAAGUUUUCAGUAGCCCGGAGUGUUGUUGUGGGAACAGGCUGCUAGCUAGCUGAUAAUAUUUUAGGACUAAUGUAGAAAAGAAGGAGCAGAUUGCAGAUUAUCUCAAUUUGUUGUCAAACUUCCACAAUGACACAAGCUGAAAGAGAACAAGAAAACGGCAAAGAGAAGGAGAAGGAAAGAGAGAAGGAGAAAGAAAAGGAACAGCGUGGCGUUAAAAGACCAAUCGCUCCACCGGUUAUCCCGGAACCUCUUCAAGAACAAAUUCAGAGCAACUUCAUUGUGGUGAUACACCCUGGGUCCAGAACACUGAGAAUAGGUAGAGCAACCGAUACUCUUCCUGCCGCUGUCCCACAUGUGAUAGCCCGCAGACAUAAACAAACAGGACAGCCCCGAAGUGAGGAUGCGUGGCUGGUGAGAGAGGGCCUGAAUAACCCGGAGAGCAACGAACAAAGGCAGAAUGGUCUCAAAAUGGUUGACCAGGCGAUCUGGUCAAAGAAGAUGUCCAACGGGGUACGACGGACGCCAGUAUCUGCGGAACAGGCCAGGUCUUACAACAGACAGAUUCGACCAGCAGUUCUGGACAGCAGCUCCCGGGUGAAGUGGACCAACACAUCCUACCACCCGGAGCUCUUGGUGGGAGAGGAGGCGCUGUAUGUGAAUCCCACUGACUGUUACGACGUGCACUGGCCCAUCAGCCGGGGGCAGCUCAACGUGCACAGUGGUGCGGCGGGUUCUCUGACUGCUGUCCUGGCCGACCUAGAGGCCAUCUGGAGCCAAGUCAUCCAGAAACAACUGGAAAUCCCCCUGAAAGAUCUCAAGUAUUACAGGUGUAUCCUUUUAGUCCCUGACAUCUAUAACAGACAACACGUAAAGGAACUGGUCAGCAUGCUGCUGCUCAACAUGGGCUUCUCAGCGAUCAUAGUCCACCAGGAGUCGGUGUGUGCCACCUUCGGCAGUGGCCUGAGCAGUGCCUGCGUGGUGGACGUGGGGGACCAGAAAACCAGCCUGUGCUGCGUGGAGGACGGAGUGUCUCACCGCAACUCCAGGCUGUGUCUGGCAUACGGUGGCUCUGAUGUCACCCGUUGUUUCUUCUGGCUCCUGCAGAGGGCAGGCUUCCCCUACAGGGAGUGUCAGCUCUCAAGCAGAAUGGACUGUGUCCUUCUGCAACAGCUGAAGGAGACUUUUUGCCACCUGGACCAGGACAUCUCCGGACUACAAGACCAUGAGUUUCGUACACGUUUCCCAGAGUCCCCUGCUCUUCUGUACCAGGUUCGACUUGGGGAUGAGAAAUUGCAGGCCCCCAUGGCCUUGUUUUACCCCACCACGUUUGGGAUAGUGGCCCAGAAGAUGACCUCCCUGCAGCACCGGUCUCAAGGCGACCCAGAGGACCCACACGAUGAACACUACCUACUGGGAACACAGAGCAAACAGGACCAGUCAUCUAAAGCGUCUGCAGAGCGCAAGUCCCUUCCCAAGCCCCCGGGCUUCGAGGGGGAAUUGAGCAGUCAGGUCGGGGACCCCUCAGACCGUGGAGGUACUGCCCACGGCCAGGACGUGGAGCUGGGCCACUCCCAGAAUGACUGCCUAAUGGGGGGAGCGGAGAUGGAGGAGCCCCCUUCGGCCCUCCUCUUCAGGAAGACUGCCAUGACGCAGUUUGAGGGCAAAGCGCUCGGCUUGGACAAAGCCAUUCUGCACAGCAUUGACUGCUGUGCGUCUGAUGAGACCAAGAGGAAGAUGUACAGCUCCAUCCUGGUGGUAGGAGGUGGGUUGCUGUUCCACAGGGCCCAGGAGUUCCUACAGCACCGCAUCCUCAACAAGAUGCCCCCCUCCUUCCGCAGGGUGGUGGAAAGCGUGGAGGUCAUCACACGACCUAAGGACAUGGACCCUCGUCUGAUCUCUUGGAAGGGUGGAGCGGUGUUGGCCUGCCUGGACACCACUCAGGAGAUGUGGAUUCACCAGAGGGAGUGGCAGCGUUUCGGAGUGCGCAUGCUCAGGGAGAGAGCUGCGUUCGUCUGGUGAUCCCCACCCCCCAGAAACAAGGAAGCAGAAAAUGUAACCCAUUGCCUUGGACACUCUUGGAGCUGUUAUCUACUGUAAAUAGACAUGUACAGUGUUUGUCUUUCUGGCAGUUUUGUUGAGGUGGAUUAAAUUUGUUGUUUAUUCUGU
Esox lucius (northern pike) is the source of this 2240-nucleotide messenger RNA. It is a transcript of the gene actr8, whose product is annotated as actin related protein 8. Gene Ontology annotation, biological process: regulation of DNA-templated transcription; double-strand break repair. NCBI's taxonomy places the organism in Eukaryota, Metazoa, Chordata, Actinopteri, Esociformes, Esocidae. The transcript is spliced from 13 exons. The record is from RefSeq and is a predicted model, not a curated record. Gene Ontology annotation, cellular component: Ino80 complex. The coding region runs from base 201 to 2093 and encodes 630 amino acids.